CCCUUUCCUCGCUGACAGACCCUCGGAGGCAGCGAAGCCCACUCCUUCUGGGCAGCCUUUUCGGGGCUAGCCCGCCUCCUUCCUCCUCCUCCUCCCACCAGUCCGGCUCUUCCUCCCUAAGCGAGGAAGAGGCUGCGGGAGGGAAAGGGAAGGGGAGCGGACCGGCUCUUCGGCGACGGCUGGGCUUUGCCGGCUUCUCCUCCUCGCGGACCCCUCCCGCCCUCCCUCGCUCCCGCUGGAGAUGAAGAGCGCCUGCCCGCGGCUCUCCCUCUGGCUCCUUCUCGCCGCCGCCGAAGCAGUGAGUGGUUAUUCUAUGACCCCACCAACUCUUAGCAUCACAGAAGAGGAAUACGUGAUCAACGCUAAGGAUACCCUGAAUAUUACCUGCAGAGGGCAGCAUCCCUUGGAGUGGUCGUGGCCUGGGGGCCGAGAGGACUCCAUUCAGAUUGGAAAGGAAAGUGAUUCUGUGGUGUUGGUGAGUCUUGAUGGUAUCCGAACAGUCAAGGAAGAAGAUUGUGAGGGUACUGAAACCAAGCCUUACUGCAAGGUGUUGACAGUGAUGGGGACUCAGGCUAAUGACACAGGCUACUACCGCUGUUACUACAAGUACAUCAAUGCCAAAAUUGAGGACACUACUGCAGUCAGCACCUAUGUAUUUGUGAGAGAUUUUGAACAGCCAUUUAUCAAUAAACCAGGAACUCUUCUUAUCUACAAAAAAGAGGUGAUCUGUAUCCCAUGUCUGGUAUCCGUUCCAGACCUGAACAUCACUUUACUUUUGACAACCUCUGUCAUCUUCCCAGAUGGGAAGAGCAUUCUCUGGGACAACAAAAAGGGAAUGUUAGUUCCUACCAAACUGAUCAGGGACUCAUGGUUUGUUCAAUGUGAAACUCUCAUCGAUAAGAAGUCCUUCAAAUCUAGUUUGUUCCUUGUCCACAUUGCAGGAAAUGAACUUUAUGACAUUCAGUUGUUUCCAAGGAAAGCCAUGGAGCUACUAGUAGGAGAAAAACUAGUUCUCAACUGCACAGUAUGGGCUGAGUUUAAUUCAGGAGUGGAUUUCCAGUGGGACUAUCCUGCAAAACAGAUGAACCGGAAAGUAAUUGAACUGCCUGAGAGGCGUUCCCAGCAGACACAUACAGAACUCUCUAGCAUCCUGAUCAUCCAAAACGUGAGCCAACAAGACCUGGGAAAAUAUACAUGCAAGGCUAGCAAUGGGCAGCAGAACCUGAAGGAGAGCAUAGACGUCAUCGUACAUGAGAAGCCCUUCAUCAACGUUGAGUGGAGGAAGGGACCAGUAAUAGAAGCAACAGCAGGAGACGAUAUUGUGAAGCUGCCAGUGAAAGUGGUUGCCUAUCCCCAGCCGGACUUCCAGUGGUUCAAGGAUGGAAAACUAAUUUCCAACAAACAAUCUCAAUAUUCACUGCAAAUCAAAGAUGUGUCAGAGCAGAACUCGGGUUCUUACACAUUGGUUUUGAGGAAUGGGCUGGCUGGAUUGGAAAAGAGCAUUGGUCUUCAGCUGGUUGUCAAUGUUCCUCCACAAAUCCAUGAAAAGGAAGCUUCUUCACCUAACAUUUAUUCUCGUGAAAGCCGACACGUGCUCACCUGCACAGUCUACGGCAUCCCAGCACCAGAGAAGAUCCAGUGGCAGUGGAGGCCAUGGACACCCUGCCGUAUGUUCUCCCCACGGAGUCUCAGCAGACGGAGGGCUGUCCGACGCCACCAGCGGGACCGGAUGCCCGAGUGUAAGGACUGGAAGGACGUGUCACAGCUGGAUGCUGUGAACCCCAUUGAAAGUAUUGACACCUGGACAGAGUUUGUGGAAGGAAAGAACAAGACGGUCAGCAACUUGAUCAUCCAAGAAGCCAAUGUUUCUGUCAUGUACAAGUGUGUAGUAUCCAACAAAGUUGGUCGUGAUGAACGACUCAUCUAUUUCUAUGUGACUACCAUCCCAGAUGGAUUUGAAAUUGAGUCACAGCCUUCAGAGGAGCUCAUUGAGGGACAAGACUUGAGGCUAAGUUGCAAUGCGGAUAACUAUACCUAUGACAAUCUUCAGUGGUACCGGCUCAACCUCUCCACGCUCCAUGAUGAGGAGGGCAAUCCAAUGGUUUUGGAUUGCAAGAAUGUCCACCAUUAUGCAACUAAGAUGCAAGGAGAACUGCGCUUUAAACCCAGCUCCAAUUACGCUGCAUUGACACUCACCAUCCCAAGUAUCUCUCUUGAGGAUGAAGGAGAUUAUGUGUGUGAAGUGCAAAACAGAGAGAACAGUGAGAAACACUGUCACAAAAGAUACAUCUCAGUGCAUGCUCUGGAAAUUCCCAGGUUGAAGCAGAACCUGUCAAACAUCUUGGUGAACAUCAGUGAUUCCAUCGAGAUGCGCUGCAAAGUGGAUGGCACACACAUCCCAAAUAUCAACUGGUAUAAGGAUGAGAAGCUGGUAGAAGAGGUCUCAGGGAUUGACCUGGCAGAUUCCAAUCAGAGGCUGAGUAUCCAGAGGGUGAGAGAAGAGGACGCUGGGCUUUACCUGUGUAGUGUCUGCAAUGCCAAGGGUUGUGUGAAUUCCUCCGCCAGUGUUUCUGUAGAAGGUUCAGAUGACAGGACCAAUGUGGAGAUUGUGAUCUUGAUUGGGACAGGUGUCAUUGCCAUCUUCUUCUGGAUUCUCUUGAUCCUCAUCUUCUGUAACAUUAAGAGACCUGCUCAUGCUGAUAUCAAGACUGGCUAUCUUUCCAUUAUCAUGGACCCAGGUGAAGUUCCUUUGGAAGAGCAAUGUGAAUACCUGCCCUAUGACUCCAGCAAAUGGGAAUUUCCACGAGAGCGACUUCGACUAGGCAAAGUCCUGGGCCAUGGGGCUUUUGGGAAAGUGAUGGAAGCCUCUGCUUUUGGAAUUAAUAAGAGCAACAGUUGUGAGACAGUGGCAGUUAAAAUGCUCAAAGAGGGGGCAACUGCAAGUGAGCACAAGGCACUCAUGUCAGAACUGAAGAUCCUCAUCCAUAUUGGAAACCAUCUGAAUGUAGUGAACCUGUUAGGUGCCUGCACCAAACCUAAUGGUCCACUCAUGGUUAUUGUUGAAUUUUGUAAAUAUGGAAACCUUUCCAACUAUCUGAGGACCAAAAGGGAAGGAUUUAGUCCUUACAGGGAAAAGUCUCCAAGAUUGCGUAUCCAGGUUCGUUCCAUUGUGGAAGCAGUAAGAGCAGAUAGGCGGAGUCGAUCUGGUACCAGUGACAGCACAAUCCUUAACAGACUCCUAAUGAACAAGAACCAAGCAUCAGUACCACCGCCACCACCUCUCAUGCAAGAAGUGGAUGAUUUGUGGCAGAGCCCUCUGACAAUGGAAGAUCUGAUCUGCUAUAGCUUCCAGGUGGCCCGUGGUAUGGAGUUUCUUGCUUCCAGAAAGUGCAUCCACAGAGAUUUGGCAGCUCGCAACAUCUUGCUAUCAGAAAACAAUGUGGUGAAGAUCUGUGACUUUGGUCUCGCCCGGGAUAUUUACAAGGACCCUGACUAUGUCAGGAAGGGCAGUGCCCGUCUUCCCCUAAAGUGGAUGGCUCCUGAAAGCAUCUUUGAUAAAGUCUACACCACCCAAAGUGACGUCUGGUCAUUUGGAGUCCUCCUGUGGGAGAUCUUCUCUUUAGGUGCCUCCCCAUAUCCUGGAGUGCAAAUCAAUGAGGACUUCUGCCAAAGACUGAAAGAUGGCACUAGGAUGAGAGCUCCAGAAUAUGCCACUGCAGAAAUUUACCGUAUAAUGCUGAGCUGUUGGUAUGGUGACCCUAAGGAGAGGCCAACAUUUUCUGACUUGGUGGAGAUCCUGGGGGACCUUCUUCAGGAAAAUGUCCACCAUGAGGGGAAGGAUUAUAUCCCGCUGAAUGACUCUCAGAGCUCUGAAGAUGAUGGCUUCUCGCAGGUGGCUUCCUCUAUCCAGCAGAACUCUGAUGAAGAGGAAUUUGACACGAAGAUACACUGUCACAAUAUAGCAGCAAGAUACUAUAACUGUGUAUCUUUUCCCGGCUGUUUGACUGGUGGGAAUCAGAUAAGGUGUCCAUCUAGAAUAAAGACAUUUGAAGAAUUUCCUAUGACACAAACUAUGUAUAAAGUACAUCCAGAUAAUCAGACAGACAGCGGAAUGGUUUUGGCAUCUGAGGAGUUUGAGAGAAUAGAAAAUAGACACAGAAAAGAAGGUGCUUCCAGCAGUAAAGGAUUCAUUCGAAAUGCCAACUCAGUAGUAGAUUCGUCUGACCAGAGGGGCAGGUGUCGGCCACUGCAUCAGGCCCAACUCCGAGGCCAGACUUUUUACAACAGUGAAUAUGGGGAACUGUCAGAACAGUCAGAGGAAGGCAGCUGCACUCCACCUGAAGAGGGUCCCAGUCCCUCCUUCCUUCACGCUUCAUUUUUUUCAGACCAAUACUAAGAGGAAUGGAUUGUGGAGACACCAUUGCAAGCAAUGUACCCUUCUCCCCUUUACAUCUCUUCACUGAAAGCCCCCAUUUCUUUGUCCCAGAAGAAUCCGGCAUAGGAAUCCCACAUGGAACAGUUGGAAAAUGCCUUGGAAAUGAAGGUGACAAGUUUUCCAGCAUGAAUAAGAGUUCUUGCAUUUGGCACGAACAUAAUCAUUGAUUGGAUGCUAUGUGUUGUUCUUUUUUAUUAGUUCUUGGGUGCAGUUCUGUGGAUGAAACUGAACUGUUCUGUCACCAGAUGGGUUGCCUGUGUUAACUGCUGCAGCCACUAUUCAGUAUUCAGCCUCCAUUCAAAUACUUUGCCAUAAUAAGCUUUAUUGGGUCAGAUAAAAAUAGAUGUGUCUUAGCUCGGUUUCUUCCUGGUAUGCCGAUUUGUUUGUUUCUGCUCUCGUUUCAGCUCAACCAGCAGAGAAGGGGGAUACAAAGAACAAAAUAUAUGAAUGUGGGCAUUUGAGUUGCAUUUUUUUGCAGUGGAAUAACAUAUAGACAUUCCCAGUAGAUGGAUCAGUACACAGCUCUAUGUUGUUGCUAUGUGUCUUCCAGUUGUUUCAAUCUUAUCACAACCCUAGGGUGAACUUGUUACAGAGCUUUCUUUGGAAAAUUUGUCCAGAAGGAAUUUGCCAUUGCCUUCUUCUGUGGCAGAGAGUAGGAUUUGAACCAGAACCCUAGUCCAAAAACCAUUACAGCACAUGGUCCUUACACAACUAUAUAUUGCAUACUUCUUAUAUGGUCGGUCAUGUUUCAUGUGUGUUGGAAAACAAGAUAAUCCCAAUCUUUUAUAGCUAUCACUGUGCUGCUACAUUUGUAUUGGUAUCAUUGGCUUUUCCAAUACAAAAAGAAACCAUUUCAUUUGUGUCUGUUAAUGGAAUCCAGCAUUAAUGGGUUCCAGUAGUGAAUAAAUUUUCUUCACUCUCUUCUAAGAGGUAGAAAGGCACAUAAGUACUAAGAGACCAAUCUGAAUAUGAAGAAUACCAAAUUCAGAACCUAUGGAUGUGCCCAGGGAAAUAUUUUUCCCAAUUUUUUAAAUUAAAAAGUGUGGUCUGCAUAUGUCUCAUGGAACCUGUCAGUUACAUCUCAUGCUUUAUGCAGAAAUGUGUCAGAGGCAUAACUGACAUUUUGCCUGAAUGGCAUGCCUCCAAUACAGGUUGCCAAUCUAUUUUCACUGAGUUUAGUGCCAAUCACUUAUAGCAGAAAUCAGAAAUUAUUGUCUGCUAUGAAGCCACUGCAAAGUAUGGAACUUUUUUCUUUCAGCACUGAAUUUACCAGCAUUAUAGUAAGCUGGAAAACAUAUUUUCCCCUUUGGUAUACGGUAUAUGAAUAUACUUCUCCUUAUAACAACAGAGAAGUUGACAUGUUUAGGUCCCAAUAUUUCUUCUUCUUUUAAGCCCUACAUUCUUGUUCUUUUUAAGGUAUCGUCUAGCAGCUCUUUGGUACAUAGUUUCCAAGAUCGUGUACCAGUUGAGAGGGAAGGCAGACAAACUCUGACACUAGCUUAAUAUAUCAUCAGGUGUCAGGCCAUCAUGUCCUGUUUUUGACAAGAAAUCCAAAAUUUUGUAGUCAGAUUAAAUAUUCUGAAAAGAAUUCAUGCAGAUGUAUCUAAUUUGCGUUAUUUAUUUUGAUUCUGGAAUUUUGAGGUCUUUGUGAACAAAUGCACCCACUUGCCCUCUGCUACAGGCACUGUCCUUGCUCCAGUCAAUCUUUUUUGUUUUUACGGUAGUUGCAUCAGCAGAUGGUUGUGGUUGGGUUUUUUCCAUAUGUGGGAAAUAAAUAUGGAGAAAGCCAAUCCUAACUUCCCUUCGGCAAUGUUCCUGACAUACCCUACCAGACUUCCCCCUUGCGCUCUACCUGAAGGAUAUUGCCACCGAAAACCUGACAAGACCGUCUGUGAAAGGUUUAUGAAAUGAAUUUUGAUCCACUUCAGAAUUUUCUGGUGGUGUCAAGACGCUCCCAUUUUUUAAAGUGUCUCCAUGUCAAAAAAUUUCUGCUUGCAGGCCAGGCUUCUGUUUAUUGAACUUAUUGUGGUGGUUUGGCUUAUUUUAUUUUUUCUUAUUGGGCAUAUUUUUCCAGAUUAUAUAUUUUUUUCUCCAUAAGAAGUCUUUAUGCAUUUAAAUAUUUGUAACUGUUGUUGUCCAUGACUUUUCUACAUUGCUUUGUACCUUGUGCAAAUACACUCAAUGUUUUGUCCCUUUUUUAUUACAUUUUUUAAUCUAUACAA
Molecule: messenger RNA, 6657 nt
Organism: Anolis carolinensis (green anole)
Lineage: Eukaryota; Metazoa; Chordata; Lepidosauria; Squamata; Anolidae
Gene: flt4
Product: fms related receptor tyrosine kinase 4
Exons: 30
Coding region: 242-4396 (1384 amino acids)
Biological process (GO): vascular endothelial growth factor receptor signaling pathway; multicellular organism development; positive regulation of kinase activity
Cellular component (GO): signaling receptor complex; plasma membrane
Molecular function (GO): growth factor binding; ATP binding; transmembrane receptor protein tyrosine kinase activity
Source: RefSeq, a predicted model, not a curated record